AUGUAUCCCUACAAGACAACAACCCAACAAACAGUCAAAAUGAGCAAAGAAUCCAAGUAUCCCUUAACAGAACUUGGAUCAAAUGUUCUUCGUGAAAAACAGCCAAUUGAAGCACAAGCCAACACUGGUAAAAGCGCAUUUAGUGAUAUGGGUUCAAUUCAACUUACAAUUCUGACAAUAUCUUCCCGACCAAGUAGUAAAUCCAAAAACAAUCAAAUUAAAGGUGUUAGAUCUGUCACCUUUGAUGAUGAUGUAAAUGAGAUAAGUUUCCAGUCAUUCCAUUCACAGCAACUGAAACGGAAUGAAAUGAUCAAUUCUAAUGCUGCAAUUAUUUGCGAUUUGCUUGGAAUUAAAUUUGACACUGAAGGUAUGCUUGUUGAUGAAUUUAUCUUCAAGGAAGUCAUUGAAAGGAUUACUAAUAUGGCAAAGGAAAGCGAAGGUAUAAAACUGAAAGAUUCUGAGAUUGAACUAUUAAAGGAAAAGAUAAUCAAGAUUACCAGGAAACUUGAAAACUCAACAGAGUUUCUAAACCGAAACAAGGCAGAAUUCUAUGAGUAUAGAAAGAAGAAUUCUGAUGUAAUUAAACUGGUUGACUCCCUUUCCGCCGAUCUUGUAAACCAAGUAGAAAUAGUGAACCAAGAAUUAAAGUUGGAGAGAGAGAAAAAUAACAAAUUACAAACCCAGGUUUUUGAAUAUAGAACAGAAAUUACUAAGCUCAAUGAAAGAAAUGGAAUAUUAAAACUGGAGAAUAAGAAGCUUUUAGCUGAUUGUGUAUUUAAGGAAAAGGAAAUAAGUACUUUGAAGGAAACAGCACAAAACCAAAUAAACUACAUUCAUGAACAAGAUCAAAUGAGAGCCAAGUUAGAUGAGGAUUGCGGGAAGCUAUUAGACAGCCAAAAUGAAGAAAUAUCUAAGUUGGUUAAAGAGAUCGAGGAUAAAGAAAAAUCACUCAUUGCCAAAGAUGAUGAAAUUAAUAAAUUACGUCAAGAAUUUGAUUCAAUGAAAACGAAGGUUGCAAAUAAAACUGAAAUGGUUCAACAAAAGCUAGAAAAGAAAAUUAGAACGAAAACUGAAGAGAUAAAACAACUUAAAAUCACGCACCAAAAUGAAAGACAAGAGUUUCAAGACGUAAUCCUCAAAUUAACAGAAAAUUACACCACAUUAACCAGGGAUCAACCAAAUACUACAGUGGAUCAAAGUCAAUCCCUCCGGCUUUCAAAUCUCAUUUUAGCCAGUGCAUGUCGCAAGUUUUUCAAAACAAACUUGGACUUUAUUGGGAAGUUUCUUCAAGAAGAGUCUGUUUCUUACUAUCAAUCACUACUUGAAAAAUUCGAUUCAAUAACUACGUUUGAUGUUGACGAUCUAGUCUUACUUAAUCGGAUGUGCAAAAUUCAUUUCCAUAUGCUUGAACAUUUGCUGACUGAAUACUGGUUAUAUACCAAAGAACUUGGAGAGCUAUCACUACGUGAACAGAAGGGGCAAUGCUAGCUAAGUUGUAGAACAUAUGAAUAGAAUGUAACACACGUGUAAUAAUGUUUGUCAGAGUCACAUUGUUCAUUUAGUAAUAAAUUAGUUUUUGCGCUUUUUUGCGCGUUUUAGCGCAUUUCAAAUGGUAGCGAUAUGUCAUCGAAACACCCGUUGUCAGAAAUUGGAAUUCUCUUCAAAGAUGCGCUUUUCAAGCUUAUAAACCAACAAUAUGCCCACGGCUCCAAGAAUUUUCAUUUCAAUAUAACCAAGAUGUCCAAUCCUCUCAAGAUAGUAGAUAUUUCACAAGAUGAUCAAGCCCUUGUUCAAAAGCAACUAUUAGACGCAGCCACUACUCAAGGGUUUCUUUUCAUUGAAGGACAUGACUUUACCCAACAGGAAGUUGAUUCUCUAUUUGAAUUAUCAAAUGAAUUCUUUAAAUUACCCCACGAAUAUAAACAGAAAUUUCCUAUAGAUGCUUCUAACCAUGGUUAUUCUGAUUUUGCUGGGGAAAAUUUGGACCCUAAGAAUCAAAAGAAGGGAGAUCCUAAAGAGGCUCUUAACUUCUGUGCCUUGAAUUUCAAGACUGGAGACUCGUCCAAACCAAUUCCAGAUUGGUUUACCAAUGAUUCAUCGAGAGAAGAACUCUUGCGUGGUGUCAUUGUCAGAUUAUAUAAGUUGUCAAUUAGAAUUCUCGAGAUUCUUGCUCAAGGUUUGGAAAUUGAAGACACUGAUGGUUUGAAGGGCAAGGAUUGGUUUAGCGCAAAAUAUGCGCCAGACAAGUCAUCAGGAUCCACCUUCCGAUUACUUCACUACCCUGGACAAAAGUCAUUAAAUCCGGAAAGUGUCGUUAGGGCAGGUGCUCAUACCGACUAUGGUGCAGUCACCUUGUUAUUUCAACGAGAAAACCAAGCAGGAUUGGAAAUAUACUCGCCAGUUUCAAAACAAUGGGAAUCCGUUCCCUUUGUUCCAUCAAAUGAUGCAGGUGUGGCUCCUCCCAUUGUAGUAAAUAUAGGCGAUUUAUUGAGUUAUUGGACAGCGGGCCUACUCAAAUCCACAAUUCACCGGGUCAAGUUCCCUAAAGAGGUACAAGAGACUGGACAGGACAGAUAUUCUAUUGUAUUUUUUAGUCAUCCAAAUGAUGAUGCUUUAUUGGAGCCUGUUCCAUGUUCCGUUAUUAGAAAUAGAGAGGGAAGAGGGGCAAAUAACGCAGAGGUUAAAAUAACUGCAAGAGAACACCUCCAACGGAGAUUGGCUGCUACUUACGGAUGGUAAGAACCUGUAUAAUUAGUGUAUAUUUUAUAGUAAGUUUAAGAACAUGAAAUUUAAUGCGAAAGAUCUGUUUCCUGAUUGGGCAAGUGUGAAAUUUGUGUCGGCUAUUACGCAAUUUGGAUAAU
Molecule: messenger RNA, 2861 nt
Organism: Spathaspora passalidarum NRRL Y-27907
Lineage: Eukaryota; Fungi; Ascomycota; Pichiomycetes; Serinales; Debaryomycetaceae
Exons: 1
Coding region: 1-1488 (495 amino acids)
Source: RefSeq, a predicted model, not a curated record